AUGGCUGGUCGCACUAUUGGUAGUCGACUGCUUCGAGCAGCAGGCUAUGCCUCUGUCGUUGGUGUAGCCGGUGCUGGAGGAGUCUACUUCAUCUAUCGCCCGCGAGACAUUCCUGGCACAGAAGCUGCGUCUGUGCCUCCUCCUACUUACGGCGAAGGAGGAGUCUACCGGGCACAGCAUUUCCCAAGAGAGAAGAGCAGAGCAGAGCAGAUCGCCGAUCUGAAGGCCAGUGCUGGUACAGCAUUCAAGCAAGCUGCAAACAAGGUCUCAAAUGCUAUAGCUGGUACUGAGCAGCAAGAUGAGAACGACGAUAAUGCCUAUGACUUGCUCAUCAUUGGUGGCGGAGCUACAGGAACUGGUGUCGCUCUCGACGCAGCAUCAAGAGGCUUGAAAGUCGCACUAGUCGAACGAGACGACUUCGCGGCAGGAACCAGCAGUAAGAGCACGAAGCUCGUCCAUGGUGGUGUACGAUACUUGGAAAAGGCUGUGUGGCAACUCGACUACAACCAAUACAAGCUGGUCAGAGAAGCCCUCCGCGAACGCAGAUACUUCCUUGACACAGCACCGCAUCUCUCAUCAUGGCUCCCAAUCAUGAUUCCUGUCCAGAAAUGGUGGCAGGCACCUUACUUCUGGGCUGGAACCAAAUUCUACGACUUCCUCGCUGGCUCCGAGAAUAUCGAAUCAUCUUACUUCCUCACUCGCAGCAAGGCUCUUGAUGCCUUUCCUAUGUUGAAGAAGGAGGGGUUGUUUGGUGCUUUGGUAUACUAUGAUGGUGCACACAACGAUUCUCGCAUGAAUACUUCGAUUGCCAUGACUGCUGCGCUCUACGGCGCCACUAUUGUUAACCAUGCUGAAGUCACUGCUCUGGAAAAGGAUGCCAAUGGCAAGCUCUGCGGUGCCACGGUCAGUGACAAGAUUGCAGAAGCCAAUGGCGGCAAAGAUGAAUUCAAAAUCAGGGCCAAGGGAGUCAUCAAUGCUACUGGACCAUUCACUGAUGGCAUUCGCAAGCUCGACGACCCCAGCGUGCAAGAGAUUGUUGCUCCCAGCUCUGGCGUCCAUGUCAUCCUACCCGGCUACUACUCUCCCUCGGAUAUGGGCUUGAUUGAUCCCAAUACCUCCGACGGCCGUGUCAUCUUCUUCCUCCCUUGGGAGGGUAACACCAUCGCUGGUACGACCGAUGCACCUUGCGAUAUUGCCCAGAAUCCCAUCGCUGGCGAAGAAGAAAUCAACUGGAUCCUCAGCGAGGUGAAAAACUAUCUCCAACCCGAUAUUAAAGUCCGCCGCGGCGACGUCCUAGCCGCUUGGUCCGGUAUCCGUCCCCUCGUCCGGGACCCCAAGAAAUCCAAAUCCGAGGGUCUUGUCCGUAAUCAUCUCGUCACCACUUCACCAUCAGGUCUUGUCACGAUAUCAGGUGGUAAAUGGACGACCUACCGCCAAAUGGCCGAAGAAGCCGUCGACGAAGCGCUCAAGGUCUUCCCCACUAUUAAAACAAAACCUGUCCCUGCUCCACCGCUCGUAAGCGGCGUAGACGGAUUCCGCGAAGAUAUAGUCCUUGAUGGAACCUGCAAAACGCACAAUGUGCGUCUCAUAGGCGCCCAUGGCUACAGUAAGACCCUCUUCAUCAACUUGGUCCAACAUUUCGGCAUCGAUACAGAAGUAGCGAAACAUCUCUGCUCAUCCUACGGUGAUCGCGCUUGGACUGUGGCUUCCUUGUGCGAACCUACGGAACAACGGUUUCCCGUUCGCGGUAAGCGUAUUUCGGAACUCUAUCCUUACGUCGAUGGUGAAGUGCGGUAUGCUUGCCGCCACGAGUACGCCGAGAACGCUGUUGAUGUCUUUGCGAGACGGACACGGCUGGCUUUCUUGAAUGCGCAAGCUGCGCUCGAAGCCCUUCCCACGAUCUUGGACAUCAUGACCGAGGAGAAGAAGUGGAGUAAAGCAAGGCAGGACAAGGAGUGGAAGGAUGCUAUCUCUUUCUUGGGUUCCAUGGGGUUACCGAAGGGUAAACUUGGUUUGACUAGGCAGCAGGUGGAGAAGGGUGAAGUGGGAAAGUAUGUCGAUGAGGAGUACGGGAUGUAUGCGAGACAUGAUCGCCCUGAAGAGACAUUGGCUUCGGACUCGAAUUUCACCUCUGGAACUAACCCGAUGAUCAGCGAUGACUCGCCAGCUAACGCUUAA
Molecule: messenger RNA, 2178 nt
Organism: Recurvomyces mirabilis
Lineage: Eukaryota; Fungi; Ascomycota; Dothideomycetes; Mycosphaerellales; Teratosphaeriaceae
Gene: GUT2
Product: mitochondrial glycerol-3-phosphate dehydrogenase
Exons: 2
Coding region: 1-2178 (725 amino acids)
Biological process (GO): glycerol-3-phosphate metabolic process
Cellular component (GO): mitochondrion; glycerol-3-phosphate dehydrogenase (FAD) complex
Molecular function (GO): glycerol-3-phosphate dehydrogenase (quinone) activity
Source: RefSeq, a predicted model, not a curated record